CCUCUCUUAUACGAACCGUGAAAACAAUCUUCUUUAGGGCUACAGCUCGAUAAAAUUAGUCUCUGUGUACUGUAUAUAUAUUUUGUCUAGGAAAGGUGAACCACUUCAUUGCUUUGCUAAUUGCAGAUCUCCCGUGAUGUUGCGGAUCAUGCUGUGCGCCUUUUUCCUUCUGCACCCCGCGGUUCGCCCGCACAACGCCGGUAAAACUGCCGACGCCGAUUUGUUAGACGCUGCAGCAGUGCAGGCAGGAGAUUCGAACUUGAGGAGAACGAAGUCGAGAACAUUGUUUUCCAGGAGAGGAUUUCAGGAAAGGCACAGGAUUCAAGCUGUGAAGCCCAAUCUGGCCCCGCCCCCUGCCCCGGAGCGCUGCUCGCGUGUGACGGAGAGCUGUGGCCCCCACCUGUACUGCUGUGACCCCUGUGCCACAUGCCGCUGUCACUUCUUCAACUCCAUCUGCUACUGCUGGAGGCUGAGCCAGCACUGCAUCAAGAAGGGAUAGACGCACACCACCAGGGGGCGCACUCCCGCACAGACACACAUGCGGCAUGCUCACACUCUCAAGGACGGGCGCACGCACAUGGAUACUCACCAGUACUCACGGGAGCACACGCGCACCCCCACUUACACAGGCGCUCACCGGCGCCCCCUGUCUGACAUUUUUACCACUGAUUGACGUCGACCCAACCAGUGCAGAGAAAAAAGUGCUCUUUUUAAUAUAGCAUUUUCCUACAUUUAGUAUUCCUGUAUUUUGAUUUUAUAUUUUAGAUGUAUGAAAAAUGUAUAAAAUGUAUAACAGUUAACGUAAUGAUGAAAGCAAGAAAGGGACUUUCUGUUGAGCCUUUGACUAUCACCCAGUCAACAAUAUAAAAAGAAUGUUCUGGAAGACUUCUGAGGACGAGUGAGCCAUAAUUAGGACAAGAAAACAAUUAAUGUGAUCAUGAGGCUGAGCAGAGGCCCAUGCAAAUGGGAAGGUUAUAAUCACCGUGCAAACACGUACAAACACGUUGGUUCUGUUGUGUUUGUUUCUUUUCUGACAUGUCAGUCUUUUGUGGUGAGCUUGUUCACAUGAAGCGAACACAACCCACACCAAACACGAUUACACAAUUUGGCAAGACAGCCUGGAAUGUGCUCAUUAUUUCAGAGUUAGGUUCCUUGCUUGGGCUUAACAUUGAAAUAAUGAUUUACAGCCGGUUAUGGUCUUAAUCACAGAAACAAGCUAAGCAGCUAAAUUUCAACAUUUUACUACAGGAACUCGGAACAAUUAAGCAAAUUCAAAACACGGCAUAGCAUUAGGCCAAGAGCCUUGUUUUUUAAAUGGUGCUAAUACAUCUGAAAUGCAGACGCAGCUGGACUGAUGGCUAAUAUCCUGUGAAACGCAAUACGGGACGUCGAAAGCUAAAAUGGAAAGAGCACCAGAACCCUAAGUGAUCCGUGAAUAUUCUGGAGCUCAGCCUUGGGAGUUUUUUGUUAGACCCAGAACCCAGAAGACGGCGAACGAAAAGACAGCUUCGAAUUUCUAGGAUGAAAACCUGUCAUUAGUCCAAGUAAUUUUUUAUUAUCCAUUUAGUGGCCCAGUGACAAUUAAGUGCCAUUCAGCUCUUUAAAGGUCCCUGUGUCACCUGACCAGAAAGAUAAAAAUAGAUAAUAGUUCUUGUCAUUACUGUCCACUGUAGUCCUAAAUCACUGAGGUGAGGCCUAAUUCAAAACCCUAGACUUUGGCUUGAACAAAAGGAGACCUGCACUCAGUGCUCUGUAGGCCUGGUAGAGAGGAAUCUUUAAAUGGGAGGGGCUUGUGAGAGCACGUUGCCAUGGAAACAGCUUUCUCCUGCAGCUGCAAACCUUCACCGGCUAAACUGCCUGCUUAGGCACCAGGUCACGGAUGUGAGGUAUCUCUGAGUUUUGUAAAUAUAUAUAUAUAUAGAAUCAGUGUGUGUGUGUAUAUACACUCACCUAAAGGAUUA
Paramormyrops kingsleyae is the source of this 1961-nucleotide messenger RNA. RefSeq names its product agouti signaling protein, nonagouti homolog (mouse) 2b (gene asip2b). Gene Ontology annotation, biological process: adult feeding behavior; hormone-mediated signaling pathway; neuropeptide signaling pathway. Gene Ontology annotation, cellular component: extracellular region. Gene Ontology annotation, molecular function: neuropeptide hormone activity; type 1 melanocortin receptor binding. The record is from RefSeq and is a predicted model, not a curated record. Lineage: Eukaryota; Metazoa; Chordata; Actinopteri; Osteoglossiformes; Mormyridae.